AUGCUUGUUGCUGCAUCCAAGGCGACAGCAGCACUGCUAGCAACCCUCAUCACUCUCACGCCCACAGCAGCCGCUUGCUUCGCACCAUGGUCAGCCGAAGCAGCUUCCACGAAGUUCCCAUGCGAGGACGUGGAGCAGUACUAUGCAGGGACGCAGGGGCUGAAGGGGGAGGCUCUUAAGGCGAAGCUGAACGACAUUAUAAAGGGUCACAAAGUGUACACCUACACCGAGGCAUGGGAUGCUCUGAAGAUUCUUGAUGCAGCGGACCAAUCAGAUCCUGCUAAAUCCCGUGACGUUGUGGAGAUCUACACGCGUAGGGCAGUGCCCAAGGACACACAAGCCACGCCUGAAGGCUGGAACAUCAACUCCGCCCGAGGCAACAAGUGGUUCGGCGAAUGCGCGUCCACUGAUGGUGCCUGUAUGGUGCCGGCCAACAGGGAGGCAGCAGCAGAUACCGCCACCAACAAGGACGUCUGGACUCCUCCCACUGAGCCGAAGGCCAGAUGGGGCUGCUCUCACCUCUCCUCAAGUGGCAUGCCAUUGACCCGCCCUCUAACCAACCCACCACCGUUCUCUAUCCCUCCCUACCUCGCUUGCAUCCGAAUCCCUGCAGCCGAGGGUCAGAUGGGGCUGCUCUCACCUCUCCUCAAGUGGCAUGCCAUCGACCCGCCUUCAUCCCUUGAGACCACGCGCAACGCCCGCGUGUGCUCCCUCUACCAGCACAACCGCAACCCCUUCGUCGACCACCCUGAGUUCGUCUCCCUCAUCUGGACCGCCGGGCCAGCCUCGGCACCAGCCGUAGGCUCGGGGGCAGACUUGGGCGCAGGCUCGGGGAGCGGAUUCAGCUUGCCGGGAGCAGCACCGCCAGUGGGAGCGCCGGGGGAGGCUUGGGAGCAGCAGCAGGGGGGGCGAGCGGGGUGGCUGCUCCACGCGCGCCUGCCUUUCUUCUUGCUCUUUCCACCUGAAGCCCCCCUCACUCCCAAUCACCCUGCUUACUCCCUCGAACCCUACCUUUCUCCAAACCCAGAUCCCCACAGGCACGUUUGGUCCAAAGCCACUGCGACAUUCCUCAUUUGUCUCUUUGCACCCCUGUCUUCGUUUCCCCCCUCCCUCACCGACGCUCCAAUGCAGUUCAUCGAGGUGGUUGUGAGUCCGGGCGUGGACCCCUCCACCCUCACCAUCUACCUCUACAACGGAGCUAACGGGAAGACCUACGGCAAGCUUCCUCUCUCCAAGUUCAACCUUCCUCCCACCAACGUGAACGGCUUCGUGGUGUAUGGCAACACGUACGCUCAGGGAGGCCUGCAGAACGGGCCAUCAGAUGGCAUGGCGCUAGUUUCACAGCCGGCAAAUGGCAAUGCCACAGUGAUUCAAUUCCUGUCGUACGAUGGCGAGCUGGUUGCCGUGGAUGGGCCAGCCAAGGGUUUUAAGUCGACGGAUAUUGGAGUGAAGGAGACGGAUAACUCGCCGGCUGAGAGUGCUCUUGGGCUGAUUGGGGUGGGGAAGAAGUACGAGGACUUCAAGUGGUCCAAGUUCAACAAGAAUGCGUCACCUGGCCCGGUGCCUUUUGCUGUCACCUCCACCAACCUCCCGAGAAUGCUGCCCGCGGUGCUCCCUCCCAACCACCAAAUUCUCGAGUCUUUCACGAAGUCAGUUUUUAUUCGACGACUUAAGAGUACCAGAACCCUAGCUGCGUGGGAGGAGGAUAACCAUGUAGGGGAGCAGGAGCGGCGAAGACCGUCCAAGGAACGGGAAGCAAAGCCGACGAGAAAAAAGAAAGAGAGCGGCGGUAGCAGCAGCAGCAGUGGUAAGAAGGUUGAGUCGAAUGGACCGACAAUACCCGAGGAGUUUAUGUGUCCGCUUUCGUUAACCGUCAUGACUGACCCCGUUAUAAUCGCAUCAGGCCAGACGUACGAGCGUGCUUCUAUCGAGCGGUGGUUCGCGGAGGGUAAGCGGACGUGCCCCAAGUCCGGCGUGCGGAUUGACCAUACAAACUUCUGCCCGAACUUUGCCCUAAAAAGCAUGAUCUCUGAUUGGAUGGCGCAAGGUUCGGGCAGCCACUCUUCAGCUGCUCGACCCAGCACUGCCCCAGCGAAAAAAACCGCGGUAAAAAGCUCCUCGAAAACCAGCCAGUUGCGGCCGAAAACACCACCUCCUCCUUCGCUAUUGGCGCAGUCUCAGUCGGAGCGCGGUCCAGACGAUCAGGAGUUCGAACGUUCUUCCGAUGGAGUAGUGCGGAAGAAAAAAGUGGUCAAGAAGAAGAGUGCGGAUGGUGGAGAGGAGAGCAAGGGAGAGAGAGGGCGGAAGGCGUCAGGCUCGGGAAGUGGUUCGGACGCCGGUGGAAAGGCUCGGGCGAGGUCCGUCAGCCCUCUGCCGUCGAACCUGUCGAAGAAAGUGGCGGCGAUGGGCGAUGGUCCGGGAGUUGACGGGCCGACGGAUAUUAAAGCCGUAUGGGAUUCUAUAGCGUCGCAGAGCAGCAAGCCUAAGAAGGCAGGAGGUUUGCAGCGGCAUUUAUCGUACUUUCCUCGCGGUGAAGAUGGGUUCGGAUCUCCCGCCGACGACGACGAUGACGUAGGGGGGAAGCUUUCUGGCGGAAUGUCCGCGCUCAAGUUCGGCCGCGCCGGCGGCGGCGGCGGCGGGGGUGGCGGUCCGGGGAAGGUAUCCGAUCUGAUGAAGGGGAGGAGUAUGAAGAUGACGCGGAAGCAGCGAGAUAAGCUACUAUCGGACAUAGGAUCGGAUGGAGUUAGAGGCGGCGGGGGCCUAAGGAUGCCUGCCGAUGCGCCGUCGUCGGGCGACGCGGACGAGGCGGCGCCGCCUUCUCUGCGCAGCGGCGCGAAGAUGCGGUCCCAGACAGAUACGGGCAGGAAGGUGAAGAAAUCUGAAAGAGACGCGGAUAGGGCGGCAGGCGGGGGAGGGGGGAGAGGGGACGAGGAAUACGGCGGGCACGGGGAGCACCUGGCGCCAGCGGGGAGAACUUUGGCGGGGGGAGGCGGAGGCGGAGCAGGCGCGAGCAUGUCCCCGCUGCCCCAGCGGCCGGGGUCGGUGGGGCACGGGCGUGUGCCUAGUAUUAGCAGCAACAGCAGCGGGAGCAGCACGGGGGGCCGACGCCACUUCGGUAUGGAUUCCACUGACGGCAGCAGCAUGGGCGGCGCGAGCAGCGCCAGCGGCGGCAGGCGGCAGUUCGCCGCGAAUCCCGGCGACGAGCGGCCCAGAACCUCGGGCGCCGCGUUCGGCGGGGAGUACGGGCAGGGGGGCGGAGGCGGGGGGGAGCCAUGGAGGGGCGCAGGGUCGGGGAUGGCACCCAGCGGCAGCACCGGGGGCAGGCCCAAGGGGCUGCGGAAAGGCGUGCUUAAAAGCGCUGCUGGCGCUGCUGCUGCUGCUGCUGGCGGCGGCGGCGGUGGCGGCGGUGGCGGGGGUGGGUAUGGCGGGGGCCAGGGGCAGGGUUUGGAACGGCUGACGUCAUCCAUCCCGCAAUGGCAGGCGGAUAUCGAGGCCAUGUCGGCCGGCAGAACGUUCCGAAAGUCGCCGACCAACCCCUCGCCCCACUUGCACGACGUGGACGUGGAAAGUACAUCAUCGGCCGGCAGGGCUUUCAGAAAAUCAACCACAAACCCCACAAUGCAAGAUGUAGACAUGGGGUAUGGUCAUGCCACUCCCCCCAUGACCCCUCCCCCUCAGUUCCCCCCCCAGCCGCCGCAGGGGCCUUCUGCUACGGGCGGAGGCGGUGUUCCUGGUGUGCCGCGGCUGCAGAGAAACAGCAGCGCGCGCAGCACGUGCAGCAUGAUGAGCAUGCCAGGCGGCAGCAAUGAUGACCCGGGCGGCGCGCCGGUUCGGCGGGACAUGGGCCCGAUGGUGGAGGCGCUGAAUUUCGGGUCAGGUGUGGACCGGCGGGCAGCCGUGCGAGACAUCCGAACUGCCAUCAAGGGCUGCCCGGAAAACAAAGCGCAGCUGGUGCAACUAGGGGGGAUCGAGCCGCUAGUGGAAGUAAUCGAAUCAGACGACUUAGAAGCAGCAGAGCAUGCCGUUGCUGCUCUCAUGAACCUAUCCCUCCACUGGAACGCAUCAGGGGAGAUUGUGCGAGCAGGCGGGAUACCAGCGCUGGUCGGAAUGCUCAAUCACGGCACGUCGGCCUCGCAAGGCAAUGCUGCCGCCACCCUGUUUGCUCUCUCCAAGGAGGACGAUCACAAACUGAUGGUUCGAGCUUCCGGUGCCAUCCCUGCGCUCAUCUCGCUCCUCAAAACCGGCACGGUGCGAGCAAAGAAAGACGCGGCACUUGCUCUCUUCACUCUCUCUACCCAGGUGCGCUGCGCCCGGGAUAUCCUCAAGGCCGGAGCUGUCGAGGUUUUGCUAGGCAUGUGUGGUUCGGGGGACUCCGCCGACCCUCCCCCGCCAGGCUUGGAAGAGAAAGCCACGGCGGUGCUCUCGAACCUCGCCCGGUUCCCGGAAGGGUGCCAAUCCGUGGUGGAAUCUGAUGGACUCACCAUGUUUGUGGAUCUUCUCGAUGAGGGGUCGUCGGCGCGAGUGAAGGAGGAUGCGGCGUCGGUGCUGCUACAGCUGGCGGCCAUGGGGUUUGUGACGUACGGGGAUCUGCUCGCGGAGGGCGUGCUGCCGUCGCUGGUGCGCGUGUCGCAGACGAGUGCCGAGAACUCCGAGGCCAAGACGCUGCUGCAGAUCCUGCGGCAGCACUGCGCGGAGAACAAGCGGUGA
Closterium sp. Naga37s-1 is the source of this 4707-nucleotide messenger RNA. Lineage: Eukaryota; Viridiplantae; Streptophyta; Zygnematophyceae; Desmidiales; Closteriaceae. The record is from the annotation of a GenBank genome assembly.